AUGGCUAGACUACGGAGCAAGAGCUCAAGCCAUUCACUCUCAUCAAGUCGAAGACUCGCAAACCACUUUAAGACUUCGCAUCUAGAACCUGCAUCCCCAGAGGACGAUCCUGAGCCACCAACACCCAACCCACGCGAGAAUCACAUCUUCAACUCACUUCUUGGUUUCAAGUGGAAUAAGUCGACUUCUACCGUCUCGGAGAUCUCUACCGGUAGCAAGGACGAUCUUCCACCACUCCCGCCGCUCGGUGCAUGCCAUUUUCCACCACAUCCAGCUGUCCGCCGAGCAACGUCACCUCGUCAUGUCCCGAUAAUCAUCCCCGACUUUGCACAUCCAUUCAAUCGGGAGACGAAGUCAUUGGAUGCAGGUGUUCCUGGACGUUCGCCAGUACCACACAUACCUGUGCUCCGUCGAGAGCCUCGACAAAUUCAGGAUCCAUCGCUCUUGACUGUGCCACCUCUUCGCUUGAAGUCCAAGAUCGAUGACAAGCCUACGCAGAGGAUGAAUAGUAGCCAGGUAAGCUUGGCGUCAGAAGCCAGCAAUGAACAGAGGUCGCAACAGGGCGACCCCGUGCCGUCAGGCAAUGUAGGAAUCUCAACAGCUACGAACCAGCAGAAUGUCGGGCCUACUCAUCUGUCGGGCCUGGUGUGCAGCGUGCAUCGGACGACAGGUCAGAAACCUCAUGCACUCGUAGGCGCGACCACUACGACUCUCGGUGACAAGUUAUACGUGUUUGGUGGCCGCCUACAUUCACGGUCGCGGCCACAGCUGACGUCGGACUUGUUCGAGUUGGAUCUGAUCAAGCGGCACUGGAAGAAGAUCGAUGCUCUUGGGGAUGUGCCGCCGCCGCGAUACUUUCACAGUGUAUGCGCACUUGGAGAUACGAAGCUCGUGUGCUAUGGCGGAAUGUCUCCUUCAGUCCGCAAUCCUGCUGCUUCACAGACUGAACCGCAGCCCGAAGUGACUGUCAUGUCCGAUAUACACAUCUACGAUGUCACGACCAGAACAUGGACACAGAUCGCAACAGCAGACCCUCCUCCGCAGGGACGAUACGCCCACUGUGCAGCCAUUUUGCCGUCAUCAGCCGUGUUCUCAUCGGCCACUGCUCCGCUCUCCGCUAUACAUCACAAUCCUCCGACGUCGGACAACUCCGGCACACUGGGCGUACAAGUGGAUGGCACUGGUGGUGCAGAGAUGAUUGUUGUGGGUGGGCAGGAUAGCAGUAACAACUACAUUGAGCAAAUCAAUGUCUUUAAUCUGCGGAAUCUGAAAUGGACGAGCGCUACAACCUGGGAUAGGAAAUGUGGUGCUUACAAGAGCAUGGUCGUACCAAUGACUGGGUUAUCAGCAGACUUGAUGGGCCAAAACAUUCCUCUCGAUGAACCUCAGUUCCAGCCAAAUGGUGAAGCAACAGGAACAUCUAUGCUGGUGUACUCGAAUUACAACUUCCUGGACGUGAAAUUGGAGCUCCAGAUCCGCAAGCCUGAUGGUACGAUGAUCGAGAAGACGAUGCAAGGACCGAACUCGCCGCCUGGCCUCCGCUUCCCGAAUGGCGGGAUACUGGACAACCACUUUGUCGUCAGCGGAACGUACCUCACUUCAUCCAAGCACGAGUAUGCACUUUGGGCUCUGGAUCUGAAAACCUUGACUUGGGGUCGUAUUGACACAAACGUGUCCAUCUUCGAGCAAGGCAGCUGGAAUCGUGGAGUGCUCUGGAAUCGGCGGAACACUUUCGUCAUCCUUGGUCAUCGUGAGCGAAGUCUUGUGGAUGACUAUAACCAUAGACGAAUCAACUUCAGCCAUGUCUGCAUGGUCGAGUUGGAAGCUUUCGGUUUGUACGAUAACCCGCGCAAGACGAUGCCCACAUCUGGCUACGUGUCAGUGUCGGCACCUACACUUCCUCAAUCUGUACAAAGCAACUCGAGUUCGUUCCAAGGCGGCGGCAGACCAUACACGACGGCAGCGGAGCAGCUUGGUCACGCCGCUUUGAUGCUUAAUGAGAUUUCCGACAUGGAGCUGGUGGCGAUUGGUGGCGAACGUCUUCCCUGCAAUUCACACAUUCUUGCCCGAAGAUGGGGGCCAUACUUCAAUCAACUCAUGUCAGAAGCCGCUGUGACACAAGACAAUGCGAGUGUUAUGAUAUCCGAUGGAUCGACCUUGCACUCGAACGCGCGCUCACUCGCAAGCCGAAACUCAUCCAUCACCAUAACACCAAGCGUCGCCAAUGGUAUCGGCCCAGCAGGAUCACUAGGCACUCACGACUCACUGCUGGAUCCACAACGCUCGAUCAGCCGGGCGACGGCGAGACCAGUGCCUGCCAUCGAGUUGCCAAACACGACCAACGUGCCUGCUUCGCAUCGUCCACGAAGUCUGUACCUACCACACAUGUUCCAGACUCUGCAACUGCUGCUGCAGUACCUCUAUACAUCUUCCUUGCCGCCCGUGGGUGCACCACUGUGUACACCGCAUACUUUGUGUUCACUUCUGCAAAUGGCGCGACCAUAUCAAAUUGAUGGACUUCUCGAAGCGACCGUGGAACGUCUUCACGAAGUGCUGGAUGGCCGCAACGCAGCCGCGGUCUUCAACGCUGCAGCUAUGGCGGCUGGCGGUGGUCGUGCCACCGGCUUCAAUGACGGACUGGCUGCAUACGGCAACCUCGGACGACGGGAAAGCGAGGCAACCACGGUUGGGGGCGCAGCAGGCAGUCUUGCGAAUCUGCGGAUUACCAACAGCAAUGGGACAACGAAGACUGGCGCUGAUGAUAAGUUGCAGCCGAACGGCAUCACGGGCAGAGUCAAUGGGCACAAGAAGUCCGACUCCUUGGAGUCAGCGUCGACAGGGACGUCGGCGUCAGCGUCCACGACAGACCUGUCGCAGACGGACACAGAAAGCACGCAGGGUGAUGGCGAGGACGGAGUGGGCGACAAGAGGAGGGAGGGCACUAGGCAGCCGUGGACGGGAGAUGUGAGCUCUGUUAUCGGGCUGCAGAAGAGAGGCUUGAGAGGUCUGAUGGAGGGAAGGAGGAUGCGAGAGCGGGCAAACACAUUUGAUAGCGGGAGGGAGGAGCGAGGGGAGAAGGGCGGCUAG
Cyphellophora attinorum is the source of this 3087-nucleotide messenger RNA. Its product is annotated as Protein ral2. Bases 1 to 3087 code for a protein of 1028 amino acids. Lineage: Eukaryota; Fungi; Ascomycota; Eurotiomycetes; Chaetothyriales; Cyphellophoraceae. The record is from RefSeq and is a predicted model, not a curated record. Gene Ontology annotation, molecular function: protein binding. The transcript has a single exon. Gene Ontology annotation, biological process: cell redox homeostasis. Gene Ontology annotation, cellular component: mitochondrion; cytosol.